Molecule: messenger RNA, 4373 nt
Organism: Hyaena hyaena (striped hyena)
Lineage: Eukaryota; Metazoa; Chordata; Mammalia; Carnivora; Hyaenidae
Gene: TMEM268
Product: transmembrane protein 268
Exons: 9
Coding region: 774-1808 (344 amino acids)
Source: RefSeq, a predicted model, not a curated record
UUAAGAGUCAGUAUGCUAUACCGACUGAGCCAGCCAGGCGCCCCUCUGGCCAAUUUCAUGUCACGUGAGCCCUUUGUCUAGGAGAAGGAUGCCCUCAGUACUGUCCAUUACCGAAGCACAGAACUCUUUGGCCAUUCUAUUUGUUGCCAUAGCUCAGACCUACAUUCUCCUUGAUAGAAGGCAUAAAACAGCUUACAGAUAGACCUUGUGUGUAAUAUCUACAGAUUCCCUGAAGGUGUGCCAUUCCCACGUGGGUGGAAAACAACCCGAGUUGCUGAAAGUUGAGGCAGUUGGUCCGAGGCCAGUCACGGAAUCUCAGCAUGCUUCAAGUGAGGGAGCCUGUGUUUGGGCACUCGUGUAACCAUACGACAGCUCUGCAGUUUAGGCACAAGAUCUUACUCCCAGGGAUGGGAGAGCUGAGGCCCUGAGAGGUUUAGAGAAUGCUCAGGGUCACAGAGCAAGGAGGCCACAGAGUGGGUAUCAAGUCCAACCGGAUUGGACUGAAGGCUGUGAAGGAAAACCCACGGUGCCCAGCCUCCAGGCUUUUCCCGAAUACUGUGGUGGGCGGAGUACUCAGCCUCCUAAAGCUUCAAAGCCUGUAGCUAGCAUUCUUGGCACACUUGGCCUUCCGUGCGGGAAGACUGACGGCACCAGAAGUCCAUGAAAGCCGCUCAGUGGAAAGAACCUGCUCCCGCAAGAGAAGCGGAGUUGGCUACUCCAGAAUGAACCACAGCUCCGAGAAGGGGAAGUAGGAGCCCAGCUGUCUCUCUGGUAUGGCCUGUGAACCUCAGAUGGGCCCCAGCGGGGCAGCCAGCCCAUUGCCCACCUCCUCCCCUGGCUGGAGUGCCUUGCCUGGAGGGAGUCCCCUGGGCUGGGGGCAAGAGCUCCGCAAUGGCCAGGUCCUCACGGUUCUCCGGAUCGACAAUACCUGUGCGCCCGUUGCCUUCGACCUGGGCGCCGCAGAAGAGCAGCUGCAGACCUGGGGCAUUCAGGUCCCCGCCGACCAGUACAGAAGCCUGGCCGAAAGCGCCCUCUUGGAGCCCCAAGUGAGGCGGUACAUCAUCUACAACUCCAGGCCCAUGCGGCUGGCCUUCGCUGUGGUGUUCUAUGUGGUGGUGUGGGCUAACAUCUACUCCACCAGCCAGAUGUUUGCCCUGGGGAACCACUGGGUAGGUGUGCUGCUUGUGACCCUGGCUGCCAUGAGCCUGACCCUGACCCUCGUGCUCAUCUUCGAGAAACAUCAGAGGAAGGCCAACGCCAACACGGACCUUAGGCUGGCGGCCGCCAACGGAGCCCUCCUGAGGCACCGGGUACUGCUGGGCGUGACGGACACGGUGGAAGGCUGCCAGAGUGUGAUUCAGCUCUGGUUUGUCUACUUUGACCUGGAGAACUGUGUGCAGUUUUUGUCUGACCACCUUCAAGAGAUGAAGACUAGCCAAGAGUCCUUGCUGAGAAGCAGGCUGAGCCAGCUGUGUGUUGUCAUGGAAACUGGAGUGAGCCCCGAGACCGCAGAGGGGCCUGAGGACCUGUUGGAGGAAGCUCCCCUCCUGCCCGGCGAUCCUCAUCCUGGGGAGAGGCCGCUCCUGCAGACUGAGCUUCGCCAGCUCGUGCCUGAGGCUGAGCCAGAGGAAAUGGCCCAGCAGCUGUUGGCGGUAUUUGGCGGCUAUUAUAUCCGGCUCCUGGUGACCUCACAGCUCCCCCAGGCAGUGGGGACACGACACACAGACUCUCCAAGGAUUCCCUGCCCUUGCCAGCUCAUAGAAGCCCACAUCCUGGGUACUGGGUGCUGCCCAUUCCUGGCCAGGUGACCUUGGGAGGAAGGUCCUCAGCUUCCUGCAAGACUGAAGGUCCUCAGGAAGGCUCAGGAGCGCCAGGUGGCUGAAGGUGUGCCCCAGGUGAGGAGAGAAGCAUCGGGGAGCACUCGGAAGACUGUCAGUCACGUCAGAGUGUGGGUAUCGUGCUCACGCCAGGACUUUGCACGGAAAUGCCGGUCCACAUCCCAUGCUGACCCCUGGCCUUUUCAGAAGCUGAGCCCGCGCCACACUAGCUUCUGUGCUGCUUAGAACCAUGGGCGUGGAUGGAAGGUCACUCUCCCAUGCCUUUCAUUGUCUGGAGAGCCCAGAAAAUGUGAACAUGGCCCUGCUGGGCCAGCCAUGUGUGCAAAGCUUGGUCUCGGGAUGGUCCCAUCCUCAGCUCCUUCAUGUCAGACGGGAAAACUGAGCCUCAGAGAGGAUUUUGCUCUUUGUAGCAUUGUCUUGGGCUUCUAGAAUUCCUAAUCUGCAGGAAGUAAAUCCUCAGAACGGUCUCCAUUUGUAAGUUUCUCGUGCCCUGUGUUUUAUGACCGACAGUGGCCCCGUCUGGUCUGCUGGCACAGAGACUUCUAGGAGGCAGAAGAAAGAAACCAGUGGCACAUAACUGAUAAUGGGACUCUUCCGGAAAGAUUGAUUCUGUCUGAUUUGAGGAUGUAUUUCGUUUAAAGGCCAUGCAUAUCUGUGAUUAUGGUUUUAUACUCCAGACCGAGAGCCUCAGUCUUGUUUUCUGCUGCUAACCUGUCACUCAUGGGGUUCCAUGAAGAGGUUAGGAUUCUCUGCUCCUGAGCAAGUUUGAAGACCAAUUAUUCCACAGGCCCAAAUCCAAAAGACCUGGGCUGGCAUUUAAAGGCUCUGCAGCCUCCAGGACCCAGCCCUCACCUGUGAUUUUGGCUUCAUCUCCCACAAAACUUCUCCAUAAGUUGAAACUCUUUCCUGGACUAAUGUACCUACUCCAUCACAUCCUUUGAACUCCUAGGCAUGCUUCAAAGCCCAGCUUUACUUACUUCUCCUUCAGGAAGCCUUUCAACAUACAACAUGCCCUGCUUCUCUGCCUCCUUUAAAUUCUUAAUGUAGCUGCUGCCUUGAUUGAUGUUUUACGUUAUCAACUCUGUUUUCCUGUGCAUGUUUUUCUAGCUAGACUCAAUUUCUGAAGGGCAGAAUUCUCACCUUAUAAUUUUUGUGCAUGGACUAGACCUGCUAAGGGUUAAGCCCAACCUAGUGGAUUGUGGGCUUUGUCAUUUCUAUAGGAGCCUCUCUGCACCUUACUCUCUCUACUCAGUUGAAUGAUGAGGCUGGCAGAGACCUGGGCUCUGGUCCUGCUGCUGACAUUUCUAACUGUGUGACUUCUGGCCAGUCCCCAGUUUACUCAUCUUUAUAUAAAUGAAUAUAUAAUGGGUAGGUUGGAUGAUUCUUAGCUGCCCUUCCAAAGCUGUAGUUAUCGCUUUUUCUGUUCCAGUCUCACCUUGGGCCUGUGUUAUGCCUUUAUCCACAUAGAGAAGGGUCCUCCAGCCUUACAUGACUGAGGUGUCCCAGACCCGUUGGGCCUUCGCACAGAACACAGGCCUCGUUAGGAGGAGACCUGGAGUCUCAUCCCAGAUAUGCUGCUUCCUUAGAAGCACGGCCUUGGCCGGGUCUCUUAACCUCUUUUGAGUGUCAGUUUCCUCCUUUAUACAUGGAUCUGGUGAACACGAAAUGUAAUCCUGUGGGUGACACGCUGUGUAAGAGGCCAGUCUGACUGUCUGCUUUCUCAGGGCCCAGAGAAAACAAGUCGUGUACAUAGACCCACCCUGCGAAGUGGCUGCCUUAGGCAUUUCUCUUUAGCCAGCUCUGAGGGCGGCUGGGCUUGAUCAGAGUACCUCACGAAGGCAAUCGUAGACGGAAUGUGGGCUGUGAAUGGACUCCGUAGAAGCCCGUAUUUAUCAUCCAACCGUGACACCCCAGGAAGUAUAGCAACGGGAUAAAAGUGUCCAUGUUAAAUGACCAAACAGCAGACUUUCCAUCUUAGGGCUUACGUACAGACCCCCCUCCCCCCCCCCCCCCCCCCCCCCCCCCCCCCCCCCCCCCCCCCCCCCCCCCGCCUUGUGGUGUUUGUUCCUGCCUUUUCCUCUCUCCGGUGUCUGGUGGUCUCCCCUGGUGGGCGGAGCAUUCAGGUGUGACCCCAGGUACUUUCUUGGCCUUCGCCACUGGCUCUCCUCUAGAAAAUGCUGCGAUCUCGGUCAUGCAAAGAGCAGACCCCGUGCAUGGACACGCGCCCUGCUUUAUGGCUCUGUGUUGAGGAUGGAGACGGUGCCGGUGGUGUCGUGUCGCGAAGUGGGAGCGGAGGGAGUGGCUCAGAGCUUGGAUUCCAGAGUCCUCACAUCCAGGUUCCGCUCCUCCCAAUGGUUCUCGAACGGAUGGCCCUUCCCGUCCUCAGGUGUCACUCCUGCUGUGUGGAAUGAGGACUUAGCGCAGCUACCUGCCAGGUCUGGUGAAGAUGAGGUCUUGUAAAGAAUGUAAAGUACUUGCAGCUUUGAGUUGCAAGUUUGAGUCAGAGCACAAUAAAUUGUUGCUAUUUUUUUCUUU